This is a messenger RNA of Durio zibethinus, 2206 nucleotides long. NCBI's taxonomy places the organism in Eukaryota, Viridiplantae, Streptophyta, Magnoliopsida, Malvales, Malvaceae. The record is from RefSeq and is a predicted model, not a curated record.
AUGAAAUAUAAUCAGUUUAACGUUUACUAAUAGUAGUUAAACCUUAUUUAAUCAAUCGAUGGAAGAAUGCGAUGCUGUGUUGAGAUUGGUUUACUAUAUACUUCCUUCAACACCAAUUCAUUUCUCUUGAGUUAUGUUUACAGACCACGUGCAGGAGCAGGAGAUGGAAAUUGAAGCCCUGGAAGCAAUAAUUAUUGAUGAAUUUCGAGAAAUUCACUCUGGUGAGAGUGGGCUAAGCACUUCUAAUAGGUGCUUCCAAAUAACAUUAUCUCCUCAGGAUGAUGACGCAUAUCAGUUAACCACCCUACUAGUUCAGGUGGCUUUGGUUUUCUCGUCUAGGGAAAAUUAUCCAGAUGUGCCUCCACUUCUGAAUGUAAAAAGGAUUGUGUGCAAUGCUUGUUGCAGACUUAUUAUCACAGUAGAGUCUCAUUGGAUAUGCUAUAUCAAGUCUAGGGUAUUUACAGAUUUACAUGUAAGUUUUCUAGUUUCCUUCAGAAGAUCUAUCAUAUAUUUCUGUUGUGAGAUGAAGAAACCAUGCUUUAGAGUUAAAUGUUUCAUGAGUUGCACCAAUAAUUUAUCAUCUGCUCCUCACUCUGAAGUUACUGCUCAUCUGGUACAUGUAUGUGAUAUAGACCUCUUAAUUUGUCCAGGUUUUGCAGAUUCUCACUUCAUUCUGUGCUUUACAGCAUUUGAAAAUCUUGGAAUGGCUAUGAUUUACACUUUGGUUACAUCAGGCAAGGAAUGGCUAUUUGAAAGAUAUGGCCAAGAUGCUGAUGUUGACAAUGCUGAAGAAGAAGAAGCAAUAAAAGAUGAGGUAAUUGUGCCACAUGGAGAACCUGUUAUCAUUAAUACAUUUUUGCAUGGAGAGAGGUUUGAGGCAGAGUUCGCACUAGACAGAGCCAAGUAAGUUUGAUGACUAAAUGCUUUUUGUACAUAUGUGGACAUGCAUACACAUAUUCACACAUCUUUUUUAGUGGUCAUGAACUUGUAUUUUGGCUGUGAUGUUUUCUGCCAUCAGUCAUUAAGUUGUAUCUUGGGUUUUUGUUCUGCUUAUUUGGGAUUCGUUGAAGCACUGAUUAGUAUUAAUCUAAUUAAUUAGAGGUUUAUUAAUGAAAGUGUCAGGAAAAACAAGCAUGUAUAUAUAUGUAUGCUAGGAACUCUGCUCAUCUGGACUUAAUCUUUUCAAAUCUCAUGCAGUAGAGUUUCAGCCGCAACUCUCAACUUCUCAAAUCUCUCGCCAUAAAAUCAAACAACAUUUUCAGGUUUUUGUCAUUUCAUUCCCACUUGCAAAAUAUAUCUUGCUAAAUAUAUACUUUUGACAGGUUUCAAGCUAAAAAAAUGAAAAUAUUUUCAGAUUCGUUGCUGAUUUUCUGUCUGCUCAGUCUUGUGGGCAACACUAGGGCUAGCAAUUCAUGCACCUGGUGGUAAGUUUAGAAUAUUAUCAACCAGGUCUGUUCACAUCACAUGCAACGUUAACCAGACUUUCCUAUUGUCAUGCUGCCACUGUCACCACCUCGGUUUCCAUUCUUUUCUCUUACCAACACACAUCUCCACCUUCUGUCAAGCCUUCUAUUUCUCUUGCUAAGCAAUCCAGGUCUCUUAUUGAAAUUCAGCCGUGUGAGUCACAUUUACAAGAUAUUGAAUCAUGCCUAAGAGCCGAAUGUUGGAUCAGCUUGAUGCAAGGCAAUAACUGAGAUCAGCCAAGAUUGCUUUAAUCGCUUAAUUCCACCGUUCAUUAGCCAAUUCUUUGGUCCAACAUCAAGGAACUUUGUUAUGUUCCUCCUCGUCAUGCAUUGUCAUUGUUGUCUUAGAAUUCUAUGCUAAGGUAACAUUUUCUCCUAGGCUUUCAUGGAAUCGUAGAGAGAAUUGCUGAUACCCCAACAACCUCCUCUUUCUGAAAGAGGAAAACACUAACAUUAAAAAUUUCUUGAAAUAGGAAUAGAGUGGAGCAUAAACGCUUGGCUCCAUUGUUUGGUUGUGUAGUUAUAGUACUUUUGCUCCUGCUUAGAUUAACAUUUCUAGUUUUAAAUUGUGUCCCAAUAGUUUUAUUCCUGUCAAGAAUAACAUUAAUAAUUAAACUAGAAUACUCAAUGGAGCCAUUAGAUCCCAUUUAUAGAGUGUAACAGUUUCAUGUAUGCUGAGACUAAGGGUGCUCAAUUUAUGAGUGGUGAAACAAUUUCAAUCAGCAAGAAAAAGAUAAAAAGAA